CAUCCAAUCAGCUGAGAGGAUUUAUCACUUCCGGUUGUUUUUCAGACGACCUGAAAACACAUGUUUGUUAAUAGCUAGCGAUGGAAAUGAACUACAAAAAGCGAGCCUAAACGUAUCUGAGAAUGGUCUACAUCAGUAGAAGUUGUUUUCGGAAGUAUGGAAACUUCAUGGACAACCUCCGUUUGUAUGUACGCGGAGGCACCGGCGGGAUGGCUCUGCCCCGUCUGGGAGGACAUGGAGGAAACGGGGGAGACGUUUGGGUGGUGGCAACCAAAAACAUGACUUUAAAGAAGAUCAAGGAUAAAUACCCGCUCAAACGCUUCCUAGGCGGACCAGGAGGCAACAGCAGUGUCCGAGCGCUAAAGGGAGAGAGAGGGAAGGAUGAAGAAAUCCUGGCACCUGUUGGUAUCACCGUCACCACUGAUAAUGGCAGAUCUAUUGGUAUGGGAGAAAUCUAUCAUAUGUCAGAAAUUUAGUUUUAAUUUAAAUAUUUGUGUUUCUUUGGCAAAACCAUAUUUUUCUCAUCAAUUCUUCCGCAAGGGGAACUGAAUGCUGAGGGGGACCGGGUGCUGGUGGCGAAAGGAGGAUCUGGAGGCACUCCUUACA
Molecule: messenger RNA, 606 nt
Organism: Cyprinodon variegatus (sheepshead minnow)
Lineage: Eukaryota; Metazoa; Chordata; Actinopteri; Cyprinodontiformes; Cyprinodontidae
Gene: gtpbp10
Product: GTP-binding protein 10 (putative)
Exons: 3
Coding region: 123-476 (117 amino acids)
Cellular component (GO): mitochondrion
Molecular function (GO): GTP binding; GTPase activity
Source: RefSeq, a predicted model, not a curated record